CGUUCUUUAAAGGGACACUGAUCUAUUUCAUGGCGGAGGUCUUCGAUGAGCACAGCUGAAGCGCAGAAAAGCAAAUACGAGCGACGUCGCCAGACAGCAGGCGAAAAAAGCUAGCUAGUUGUGUUCAGAGAGAAGAGGAGUGACGACGAGACUGCUUUAAAAAAAACAACAACAAUGUAUUUUCGAUGACAGACGCUCCUUUCUUCAAAGCUAGCUAACGUGUAUAUAUCAAUCCGAUCUUUGAAUUUAAACAGAGACGUUUGAUGUGAAGUCGGCCAGGGUUGUCCUGGAGCGAAAAUAAAAGGCCAAAACUGCGUUUCUGAGACGAAGGGAAUGUCUAAUUAACAUCUCUGUACGUGUCAAGCCUGUCAUUCCCUUCGUGUAGGUGCUAGUUACGGCGCUGGGAUUCUCUGUGGAAUGACCGUGUCAUGAUGCAGUCGCUGAGUCUCACCCCGCACCCAGGUGACGAGGGAGGGUGUCUCCGGCCGUCGGCCAAUCACAGAAGGUGCUUUAGGAUAGUCACUUCCUGUUUGUGUUCAUCAAUACUUCCUCUCGGAACCCUCCAGCCUCACUGACGUCCCGCCCCCUUGGCCGAAGUGCCAGGAUUCCGGUCUGGAAGAAGGUUUCGACUGCCCCUACAGGUUUGUUUAGGUGCUAUGCGUCUCUACUUCCUGGUUUACCGUGUGCUGAUGAUGUCACAGAAGGAAGUAUAGGACCUCUCUGCCUGUAGAACAUCAGCCUCCUUGCACUUUAUAGAACUUCCUGUUUCCUGCUGCUGCUUGCACAACAUCUCUCAGACACUCUUAAGGCUCUGACCUCUAACCUCUGAACCCCAAGCAGCCAUGAGGCACAUUCACGUAGAUCUGACGCGCGGCAGCAAGGAGGAUCUGGCUCCUGUGGAGGUUCCAUCCCACGAGGGGGACCUGUCUUCUCCUGCAGCCCCCUCACAGGGCCCUGAUCCUGGGGUGAUGGUUGGGGUUUCCAGGCACUUUGGUCAGGAGCAGCUGCGUCUCCAGAAGGUCUACCAGCUCUCUAUCUUCUCCCAGCUGGGAGGGUUCUCAACCUCCGACCCCCCCAGGACAAGUGAGGCCCAGCCGGGACAGGCCCCUCGGAUAGCCAGGCAGGGGGUCAAGAGGGGCCUGGAGGAGCCCAAGCUUAGCCACAAAUGGCCCCACCUUGCUGGGGACACAUACAGAGAUGGUGACACCCUGGAAGAAGGGGUUCUGUGUGGGCCAGGACCUGGGGUAGGGGUUGGGAUGGGGGUAGGGGUAGGGCAGGUAUUCUCCUGCGUCAUGGUCGAUCACAGAGACUCAGAUGGGGACCUGUCACCUAGAUCACCCCCACCUGAACCCCUCUCCCCCGGCCACACCCCCGCCAGACGCCCCGCCCAGCACAACCACGACAGGCCCGUCCCGGACCCGUGGGCUCCGCUGUCUCCCCACAGCUCCCCUGGCUCCCGCAGCCCCUUACCCAGCACAGAGCCUCCUUCUGAUCCUGGAGGGUCCGGGACGGGCUGCAGUAGUGGCUCCUCAUCGGGACAGCGUCAGCCCAACUCCUGCAGUGAUGAGGGUUCCUAUUGGGCCCCCGGAGCCUUCGAAACCCCCAAUCCCCCUGGACCUCCCCUCAGACCUACAGGCUCCCUCUCCCCCCACUACCUUCUCACCACAGACCCCAAGGGUCCCGGGGAGGGCAGUGAGUGUGGGGCCGAACUAGAAUCCACCCCGCCCCGUCCCAGUACCACAGCAUCCACCAACGAGCUGGCCUCCCUGGAGAAGAACCCCAGCACCAGCGGGUUCCGUGGGGUCCCCUCGGUCCCCUGCCCUGCUAAGAAGAAACUUCUAUCCUCUAGCGACACAGCUGAGUCGUGUUCGGAGGAUGAGGGCCCCUCUACCUCUAAGAGGAGCCGUCUGGCCCUGCUGGCCCCUGGCUUAGGGCUGGCCUCCUGCAGGGGCACCGAUGCCAAGGCUGCCCCCUUCUGGAGCCACCUGCUGCCUAACGCACAGGGCCGGGACCAUGCCAAGAGUGUAUCAGAAGUCAGCAGAACCAGCAGGAGGCUGAAAAGUCGACAGCUGCGUAGUGGACGGCGCACAGACACCUUGUGUCGUUCUGCUCGGUCAGGCUGGCCCUCUUCCUCAAUCAGCCGGUCACUGCUGGGCAACUUUGAGGAGUCGAUCUUGAAGGGUCGUUUCUCUCCGUCGGGUCGUAUCGAGGGCUUCACAGCAGAGAUCGGUGCCAGCGGAUCCUACUGCCCUCAACACGCCACUCUGCCUGUACACGUCACCUACUACGACAUCUCAGAGCACAGCGCACCCUCACCCUUCCUGGGAGUGAUCUCCUUGGAGCCUCUUGGAAAGAAGGGAUACAGCGUACCCAAAGCAGGGACCAUCCAAGUGACCUUAUUCAACCCCAAUAAAACUGUGGUGAAGAUGUUCCUCGUGAGCUAUAAUUUUGGGGACAUGCCCGUCAAUCACAUGACCUUCCUGCGUCACCGCAUCUUCCUGGUUCCCGUGGAGGAGGCGGGGCCAGGUGGAAAGGGGGAGGGGCCUACAGAGCCCAGGGCAACACCCACAGAGAGGAAGAAGAUUCUCUGCUACUUGAUACACCUCAGAUUCCAGAGCUCCAAAUCUGGGAAGAUUUACCUGCACAACGAUAUCCGGCUGCUUUUCUCCCGCAAGUCCAUCGAGGUGGACACGGGGAUCCCUUACGAGCUCAAAUCUUUCACCGAGGUGCCAAGAAACCCCAAAUACUCCCCCCGUGUGUGAUCCUACGGCUCCUAAUCCCUGACCCCUAACGCAGCCCAGAAUAGGGCAUAGACAAACUGCUCAGUACAUCGACGAGAACACUUGAAUAGACUUUACAUGCAUACAUACAUACAUACAUACAUACAUACAUACAUACAUACAUACAUACAUACAUACAUACAUACAUACAUACAUACAUACGCACAUACAUACAUACAUA
Oncorhynchus gorbuscha (pink salmon) is the source of this 2961-nucleotide messenger RNA. Its product is annotated as protein FAM214B-like. The coding region runs from base 843 to 2762 and encodes 639 amino acids. The record is from RefSeq and is a predicted model, not a curated record. NCBI's taxonomy places the organism in Eukaryota, Metazoa, Chordata, Actinopteri, Salmoniformes, Salmonidae. The transcript has 10 exons.